This is a messenger RNA of Macrosteles quadrilineatus (aster leafhopper), 3103 nucleotides long. RefSeq lists its product as uncharacterized. The transcript is spliced from 10 exons. Bases 230 to 2170 code for a protein of 646 amino acids. The record is from RefSeq and is a predicted model, not a curated record. Lineage: Eukaryota; Metazoa; Arthropoda; Insecta; Hemiptera; Cicadellidae.
AGACAUUCAGUUUCAGGUUUCAGUCAGUGUCAGUGUGUGUAGGUUAAGUGUGAGGAACAGUGGAUCAUUAGGGAUGUGAUUUCAGUGUGAAAGUCCUCAUGUGAUAGUGUCAGUGAUUUGAUCCAUGGCCUUGUCAAUAUAACGGUUUGCGACCUAACUGUUACACAACCUACUUAAAUGCACCCAGUGUUAUCACAAAUGUUCCUCAGCAAAUGUAAAUAAACCCAAAAUGUUAAAUCCAAAGAUUACGUUAGCAAUAGUGCUCCUAGUGGCCACGACCACCGUCGAAAGCAGGGUACCUCACAAACCACUCAGUGAAGCAGAUAUAAUAAGAGACUCAGCGAUAACGUACAUCGACGAAUUGUGGUCAAACAUAACAGACAAUUACGAGUGGAUCUACAAUGCGCAAAAAUCGCACGGAACGGACUCCGCAAUGCUACAGGCGUACAAAGUGAUCUGCGAUAGGAUAGACCGUUUCGUCCCCGCUUCGAUUCCCGAUGUUUGCGACGAUAUUUGGAACUACGCUAGAAUCAAGGUGGAGCUUGUCGGAGUGGAGGGUCUUUACGGCAACUUCAGGAAGUACCAGUUGGAGCCGGCGCACAAACACAAGAUGUUCCAGCGAGCGUGGGAGGACCUCGCGGAAUCCGUCCUACACGAGUCUGAUACUCUACAUUCCGUACCUAGCUCUCUGGAGGCUAUACACUACCUGGUGACUGGCAGUGAGCGAACCACUGAACCUUCCCUCUACACUCUCAUGGGGGAGGAAGGGGAGAACUCGCUAUGUCACGUUCAACAAUCACCACACCAGAUCAUCUACAACCUGUACAACUCUCUGCAAAUGACACAACUGAAAGGCUACACCAUGAUGCAGUUCUCCUGGAUGCUUCUGCGGCUUUAUAAGAAAGGAAAUUUCACAACGGAAUCACGACUCAUGAGGGAGCGCUAUCUGGAGAGGAUGGCUGAGCAAGCGAUUUCUCUCAAAGAGGCACUGAAAGAAGCGGACUCUGCGUAUUGGAAAUGUGACCCAAAACACCAAGUGGAGGGGGAAACGUACAUCCAGCUGACUAGGCUUCUACAGGGUUAUAUACAGAACGAAGUAGACAUGAAUCCAAAGCAGACGUGUUCCGAGAACUGCGGCUAUUACCAGAUGACCAAACAGCAUAGUUGUUAUGAGAACCAAUUCUGCGCCAAACAGAGGGCUUGCCAGGGAGAUAUUGUCGAGUGUCAAUUCAUAGACUCGGACAUGUGGGUUUGUCAGGCUGAUCCUACUGUGUCCAAACGUCGCUAUGACUGGAUUGAAUAUGAAAAUGGAAGAGUCUUAGGCAACAAGGGUUCCUGCCAUAGAACGAGCAAGGUGGACAGCUGGUGGAGAUGGCUUUUCUGGCAUUGCUCUUACUGUUUCUGCAUGUGCGACGACCCUACAAACUCCGACAGGUACUUCAGUCUGAGGAACGUCUUGUCUGACACGGAUAACAACAAAGUCGUCACCGGGAUCAGAUUCAUCAAGAUGAACGGAGUCGUCCACAUGCAGAUCCAAGAAGGCUCGUUGGGUCGUUACGGACACAUCAACGGAACUUCAUGGCAGUCAGUCGACAACUUCAAGACCAAAGACACCGUUGAGGGCAAGGACUACAUGAAAAUGUCUUACUACAAAAGAGCCAUUGAUUUGGACGAUCUUUUGGCACCUCCGGAACACGUUAUUACAGGAGUGAAAUUCCGAAUGGUUGGGUCCCACUUGAAUUUGGAAAUUCGAGCUACCCCGUUCAACUUCACGUCAGGCCAACUUCUCGACCCAGGCAGGAAAGACCAAUGGCUGAGCAAUGAUAAUACGGACGGAUCACCAGUUAAACCGAGGACCAAAGUGAGCCUAGACUCUGCAGACAAUCCGCUCCACUCGUUGUCGCCCUCCAGAAUAGACUCCAAGUCUGACCAGUACCUCUUGUUCACCCACUCGGACAUUGACCUAGACGCCGCCCAGACCACCGUACCCUUCAUCGACUCACAGAUGGUGUCGCCACAGCCCCCCGUCCCACUGUCAGGCAUCGGAGUCUACCACAAGGGUGUCAGGUGGUUCGGAGGAUUCAUCGGACUCAAAGUGUUCACCUACGACUUUGGAAACCACAUCGAAGACAGCUUUACCGACCUUAACGGAAUAGACACAGUGAACUAGCCCAUGUAUCAAAGUCUUAACUGUUGUAUCAAAUAGCCGUUAUCAAGUCAGAAAUAACCUUGAACCCUCACAAUUGAGGGUGUAAUAAAGAAUUUAUUAUUUUGUAAUAUGUUUUUUAAUUAGUAAGUUUUUAUAAAGUAAUUUUUUGUAAAAUGUGUUUCAUUGACAUGUCCUGCAUUAAUUUGUAUCCAUUCAUUUUGUAAGUAUAAGGACAAGAAUAAAUUAUAAUUUGUGUAGGCCUACUGCACAUUUAUCAUUACCGUAAUUUCAUUUCAACCAAAAACCUAUUAACAUGAUUAGUUAACUUAUCUUCCAAAGACAGUUGCUUGUGUUUGAAAUUUAGUUUAACAAUAAUUAACUCAAAGACUGGCAUUAGGGACAUAUGUGUUUGUUUUGACAAAAUUUGAGAAUGACAAAACUAUUAUGAUAUAUUAUUUUAUAUUUUCUCAAAUUUGUUUUUUUAUGGAAUGGGCUUAUAUUGAUAGGUAAACCCAUUUAUACAAGUAAAAUAUACAAGAGGAUGCAGUAAAAAGAUUAGGUGCGCUGCUUGACUACUUGUUAUGUAAACAUUGCAUUUCAUCCACAACACAUUUUAUCAGAUCAAUACUAUCAAUAAGUGUCCAAGUAUUUAAAUAAGUUCAUCUUGUAUUGUAAUUACAUUUUAGUCUAUAAGGCACUAAGGCAGUGAUACAAACAAAUUUACGUUUAUUUUGUGGUAAACUAAAAAUGACAAUAAUUUUACUACCAUAAUGGUGGUACAAAAUAUGAGAUGUAUUUGUUUGCUUUAUUGAUUUAUUACCAGUAUAAAUUAUUGAUUUGCAUUUAUGUGUUAAAAUUUUGAUGAUUAGUGAUUGCCAACUAAAAAUCAUCUUACUUGAAUGUAAACUAGAUUUAAUUAUUUGUAAUAAAAAGACUUGCAUUAAUAAAUGAAUA